CACACACACACACACACACACACACACACACACUGAUAGCCACGCCAUAUUUUCCAAAGUUCAGAUUAACAAAUCCCAAGGGUUGGUAAGAGCAAUUGCUGGGUGGGUAAGAGAAGCAAGAACAAUGUUAACCAGCCAGAAGAUUCUGAAGCGCACAAUGAGGUCACCGCAGCUCUAAAUCUGGCCGGAUCUACAUCGAUUACAAGCCAGGUAUAUAUGGUGAUUGUUAUCUGGUUUUAAUGGGGAAAAGGAACAAGGAGGACCGCUCGAGUUGAAGAUCAGAGCCAGCUACUUGUGAUCAGCAACAAGCUAGCACACUCUCGGUCAUACCCAUGAUUCCAUGAGAAUUCAGGAUCUCUACGAUUAAGCUUCAAUUACAGCAAGACCUGCCGAGCACGAGAUUUCUUUGUUUUUCUGCGAGGAUCCAUGAAACUAUUCUGAUGGUUUCAGAUUCAGAAUGCACAAGAUGAUCUAAGCCAUCAUUACGAGAAUUUCUGAGAUGUGCACACAGGCAGAGUGGCUUUAGCGAUGCAGUAUAUCGGAAAAUAACUGAGCUUCAAGCACAAGAAGACUAGCAUUCACCACACAGUUUUAGUGCUUCCAGAUCCUGAAGCAAGAGCGCAAGGAGUUGCUCUACCAAAUCUGGUCAGAUCUACGUCGACUACAAGCCAGGCAGGUAUGGUGGUUGUCUUCUGGUUUUGACGGGCCAACUCAAGUUGAAGACCAAAUCCAUCAUCGACAGCUUGCUAGCAGACUCCCAGUCAUACCCAAUUUUAACAUCCAAAGCACCGUAAGCUUGCUUUCUCUCCCGCUGACAGACAGAAAAGGACCCAUGGCUCCAUGAGGGUUCAGGAUCUCCACUGUUAAGCUUCAAUUACCAUCGAGAUUGUUGCAGCCAUCCAAGUGAUCGAUGUGGUCUCUUUAUUUCGAGAUUGUUGCAGUGGUCUAAGCUAUUACGAGCCAGAUACUGAAGCUCACAACGAGGAAGUCACUAUAGGUCCACAUCUGGCCAGAUCUACAUCGAUUAUAAAACAGCAGGUCUCCAUCAAUCGCUUGUCCACAUCAACCACGUCUGCUGGCACCAACUAUCAUGACUAAUUAUUGGCAAGGACCCCAAGUUGUCUAUUUAACAACAAUUUCAGUGAUUUAGAAAUCACAAGAGUUGUUAAGAGCAAUUAUUGGGUUGGUACGGGGAGCAAGAGCGGUGCUAACCAGCCAUAAGGUGUGUAUAGCAAGAGCUUCCCCUAGCAUUCCCCAAAUCUGGCCUCAUCUACAUCCAUUACAAACCAGACGAGCAGGUGUUUGUUCUUUGGUUCUGUCCAAAAAGGAACAACAAGGACAUCUCCAGCUGAAGAUUAAAUCCAGCUACUUGUCAUCAACAACAAGCUAGCAUACUCUCGGUCAUACCUGGGCUCCAUGAGAGUCCAGGAUCUGUACGAUUAAGCUUCAAUUACAACAACACCAGCCGAGCACCAGGUCUCUUUGUUUUUCUGCGACGAUCUAUGAAACUGUUCUGAUGGUAUCAGAUUCAGACCUGCACAAGCAGAUCGCCAAAAUCGAUUGGAUCUAGGCAGGUGCGUCGUCCUUCCCUAAGUUUCUGGCUAUCUUAGGUUGUACCAAGAACACUCCCUCCUGCUGUAUCUUUUGAAGUUUGCAAACCUAUUAUACUUUGUAAGUCAUGCGUUGGUAUUUCUUCCAGUACCAUAUUCACAAUAAGAUUUCUUCCUGAAAUAAGAUGAGCGUUUUAAUUUGUGACGAUGCCAAAGUCUGGAGAGCUAGCGGAUUUUAGUUGCCAUCCAUUGUUUCCUUGGAUUAACAAAAUAUCAGGAACCAGUCUAUGCUCUCGUUACAGGCGAUAUACUUAGCAUGCAUGGGAUGGCAUAUGCUCUUGCAUUGAAGAUUCACUAACGUGUGAAUUUCUAGCCUCCUAACGUCAAAUAUUCUUGUUAUCUGAAGAUCUCCUAAACUGAACAUGACUGCUGCUUUUAACUAACGUCGUGUUAGUUAUGUUAUAAUAUAUUGUUUUCUCGUAAUGACUCCUAAGAUAUUAUAGCUUUUCUUUCUUAUUAAUAUUCUUGAUUCAAUACACCAUCUUUUCUUGCAGCUUAAUCAAUAACUCUAGCUCUUUGUUUCUUCAUAUGAGAUACUGUUAGAUAGAUGUUAAGAAAAAUAUGGAAGUAAGCUAUCUGGAACUGUCACAUUAGCCAACUUUCAUGUUGGCGAGCUGGCAGGUAUGUCGGUUUGGUACCUCUUUGCCUUACUUUGUCACAUUGCCUACUUUCAUCAUGUUGGCAAGCUGGCAGGUAUGUCAGUUUGGUCCGUCGUUGCCUUGGUUACAAGUACAACUUCAACAUUUGGGGAAUUUUAACUUCAGUUGCUGGCCGAGUUUCACUCGUUCUUGUCAGUUAAUGCAUUAAGUUUGCUGUAGUUCACUAUGGACUAGUCCCGAGUUUUUAAAAUUCUCAUGGACCUGCCUGCUGUAAGUAUUGUUUUGUUUCAUUAUGUGUGUUAGAGUUAGAUAGGUUAACAUCAUGAAAUAAGAGUUUAGGACGAAUACGUUGAAAAGUUUAGCUUAUUCACUUUUCUAUUGUGGUUGGAGACUUUUAAAGUGUAUUGGCAAAUGCUAGCAGAAUACACUAAAGUUUAAUUAAUACAUUAUUUACUCCAUUCUCAGUGGUCAUCCUAAUUAUAUUGAGGAAGAAUAUACAACUGCGCCACCACCCAAAUAGUGAGACAUUAGCAGAUAUCAGAAACUAAUGGCGGAGAUUGUGAUUCUUCUAGCCAUUGAAAAGAUUGGAAUUGCCUUAACAAAUGGAGCAGCUAACCAGGCCAGUGCACUGUUUGUGAUGUACGGGAGACAACUACUGGAGUUACAGCGCAGCAUGGACCGUGUUGUGAGGGAGCUUCGUGUAAUGCAUGAUUUUCUCUGUCAAAUGGACAUUCGAAACCGCAACAAACAAGCAUAUGAGAGCUGGUUGGAGGAGGUACGGAAAGUAGCACAUCUGAUGGAGGACAUGGUGGAUGGGUAUUUGUAUCUAGUUGGUCAGGAACAUGAUAUAGGAUGUUGCUUUUACUUGAAUACAGGAUUCAAAAAACCAAGAUAUUUGCUUUCUUUGAACAGGAUAGUUUUCAAUGUGAAGGAAAUAGAGAAAGACCUUUCACACUUGUCAGAGACAAAAAACCGUUGGGUUCCCGUGAAUGAUGGUGAUACUAGCAACUCAAAUUACAUUGUCAAGAUGUCCCAAGAUCUUGCAACCAUCUCACGCUCCCUUGAUGAAGAUCUAGUGGGGGUGGAGAAAAAAAGAGAAAUACUUGAACUAUGGUUGGCAGGUGAUGAUUUGCAAUGCUCGGUGAUAGCACUACAUGGAAUGGGAGGACUUGGUAAAACUGCUUUAGCUGCAAAUGUCUACAAGAAUGAGAGAGAAAAUUUUGAAUGCCAUGCUUGGGUCUCCAUCUCUCAAACAUAUUCUAAAGAGGAUGUCUUUCAGAAAAUAGGCAAGGAACUUUCCAGGGGUAAAGCCAGUGUUCUGUCCAACACUACGGAUAUGGACAUCACAUGCCUUGAAGAGAAACUGAAGGAAUUUCUGGAGCAAAAAAAAUAUCUGAUCAUAUUAGAUGAUAUUUGGACUCCAGAAACACUUGCUGAUUUAUCCAGGGUGCUUAUUCAUAGUGGUAAGGGCAGCAGACUUAUAUUCACAACAAGGGAACACCAUGUUGCUACACUUGCUCCUCGAGGACAUAUCUUAACACUGGAAGCUUUAGCAGAGGACAAGGCAUGGGAUCUUUUUUGUAAGAAGGCUUUUCCAUGGGAUACAAAUCAUGAAUGUCCUGCAGAGUUGAAACCUUUGUCAAAGAAAAUAGUUAGUAGGUGCAAAGGCUUGCCUCUUGUUAUUGUGUUAGUUGGCAGCCUGCUGCGUGCGCGUGAGAAUACGGUGGGAGAAUGGAGAAGGAUAAAUGACCAGCUGAGUUGGGAGCUAAUUAAUACUCAGAGUCUUGGUCACGUAAGGAAUGUUUUGCAUCUGAGCUUCAUCUACCUUCCAACACACUUGAAAAGUUGUUUCCUAUACUGCAGCUUAUUCCCCGAAGACUAUCUUUUCAGAAGGAAAAAACUUGUGCGGUUAUUGAUAGCAGAGGGGUUCAUCGAGGAGAGGGGUGAAAGCACAUUAGAAGAAGUGGCAGAAGGCUAUCUAAAGGAAUUGAUUGACAGAAGCAUGCUACAACUUGUCGAGAAAAACACAUUUGGUAGGAUAAAGGGAUUCAGGAUGCAUGAUAUUUUACGUGAAUUGGCAGUUGAUUUGUGCAAGAAGAAUUGUUUUGGUGUUGCAUAUGAGGAUAAGUGCGAGCGCUCUCUUGAGUCGGAUGUGCGUCGAUUGGUACUACACAAACUAAAGGAUAAUCAUCAGCCAAUUUCUAGUAUGUACCAACUUCGUACUCUGAUUACACUGGACAAAAGCAUUCCAUCAUCGACUUUACUACCUCCAUUAUGUGAGAAGUCAAGAUAUAUGACAGUGCUAGAAUUAAGUGGUCUGGCUAUCGAGAAGAUUCCAGAUGCAAUUGGAGAUCUUUUUAAUCUCCGCCAUUUGGGUCUGCGUGGUUCAAAGGUGAAGAUGCUCCCAAGAUCCGUUGAGAAGCUUUUAAAUAUGUUGACGCUGGACCUUUGUCGAACUGACAUACACGAGUUGCCUACUGGAAUUGUGAAGUUGAAGAAGCUCAGACACUUAUUUGCUGAGAAAACAGUCGAUCCAAAUGGGAGAGAAUUUAAAUGGCGCAGUGGUGUAUGUAUUAACAGUGGUCUUGGAAAUCUAACAAACUUGCAGACGCUACAAGCAUUAGAGGCACAAGAUGAGUCUGUUAGACAUUUAGGGGAGUUGCGCCAACUGAGAAGCUUGAGGGUGUGGAAUGUGAAGGGAAUCUACUGUGGACGCAUCAGCGAUUCUCUAGUUCAUAUGCAAUACCUGUCCUACUUGGAUGUGAAUGCAAGUUCUCAGGAUGAGGUUCUCUUGUUGGAUGUCUGCCUGCCAAACCUGCAAAAACUAACUUUGAGAGGGCGCCUAGCCGAAGGGGCGUUGGAUGAGUCUCCUCUCUUCCAAGAUGUUGGGGGGCAGAACUUGCAUAGAUUGUCUCUAUCGUGGUCACAACUGAGAGAAGACCCCCUGCCAUCCCUUUCCCGGCUGUCAAAUUUGACGCAAGUACAACUUGUCAGAGCAUACAAUGGAGAGCAGCUGACAUUUCUCAUGGGGUGGUUUCCCAAGCUAAAGUUUCUCUAUCUAUGCGACCUACCUAAUCUAAAUCGGCUAGAGGUAGAAGAAGGUGCCAUGGUGAGCCUGGAAAGUUUAAUUCUAGUCAAUCUCAGCAGCAUGACGGAGGUCCCACGUGGCAUUAACUUCCUCACGUCCCUCCGGUAUCUAACCUUCCGCGAAAUCACCAAUGACUUCUUCACAUCUCUGCGCCAGUGUUCUGCAAUUCGAGGGAAGUGGCGGUAUAGUCUCCGAGAUUGACCUGCUACUCUCGUCAGGAAACGUGCAUAUACUGAUGUCACCUGCCGGAAGGAAGGAAUGAAGAUGCUUCACCAACGAGUUAAGGCGGCCUUGGAUCGAUCUCACUCAAUGCUGCUGAUCUGCUGUACACUCCGGGUUUCCUCCGCUGUUCCGGAAUGUCCAACCGUGCGUCUCAAUAUGCACACAACAGUGCUGCUGCUGUUUCAGAAUGUACUAGCUAGUGCACGUCCUCAGCUUUUGCUGCUGCUGCUACUGCCUGCGUUUACUAUUGCUACUGUGUUCGUGUGAUCAUGUGCUUGCCAGCUGUUAUUAUAAGAUGACAGUUAGCGGGAGACGGCGAGUGGGUUGUGUUUCCAUAUUCAAACUAAUUUGCGUAUUGCUAUUUCUGUGUGCUUAUUGUAAUUUGUAAGACUAAGACUGAUUCGUGUUUCCUUUUCCAGACUAUUUUCCUUUGCAUUACAUGUGUACCUAUAUUCAUGUGUGCUAUUAAA
This is a messenger RNA of Triticum dicoccoides, 5989 nucleotides long. RefSeq names its product disease resistance protein RPM1-like. The coding region runs from base 2757 to 5498 and encodes 913 amino acids. Gene Ontology annotation, biological process: defense response to other organism. Gene Ontology annotation, molecular function: ADP binding. NCBI's taxonomy places the organism in Eukaryota, Viridiplantae, Streptophyta, Magnoliopsida, Poales, Poaceae. The transcript has 10 exons. The record is from RefSeq and is a predicted model, not a curated record.